AUGUUGGCUGGACGGGCCUUUUCCUCAUUAAUGCGUUCCAUUAAACCAAAAUCCGUUCCAAUGCCGCUAAGGUCAGCAUAUACGUCCUCUUCUGCAUCAUCGCAGGAAACUCCCACCAAGCAAAUAAUGUUCAUAUGUGGAAAUGAGACUUUUAUUGGGACGGGAAAGGUAGGCGAGCAUCUUCUAGAUGUUGUCCUAAAUAAUGAUUUACCCCUGGAAGGAUUCGGUGAAUGCGUGCGUGUAGUACAUGUCAUAUUAUCCUUGAAAAGAAACAUUUCGAUCGAGUUCGAUCGAAUCAAUCCAGCGAGUCAAGAAGAAUUGGACCUUCUCGAUAAUGCACCUGAGUUGUCAGAGUUCUCCCGACUCGGAUGUCAGGCUAGUAUUUUUGCUAUGUUAAGUAGUCGAAUCCUGUCGUCGUUACUUCGUAGUUACAAAUUUUCACCAUAUUUGAAAUCUGUAUCAUUUCUGAAUACUGCCUCUAGCCCUUCCUCCGUGCGGUCUGCUUCUACUAAACAAGUUGAGUUUGUCUGUGGAGACGAGAAGUUUGUUGGAACAGCGAAGCUUGGAGAUACGAUACUGGAUGUUGUUGUAAAUAACGAUCUGCCUUUGGAUGGUUUUGGUGCUUGUGAAGGCACAUUAGCAUGUUGCACUUGUCAUGUAGUGCUUUCGCCAGAACAUUUCGAACGUGUGGAUAGGAUCAACCCAGCUGGUGAAGAAGAACUGGAUCUCCUUGAUCUCGCCCCCGAACUGUCAGACCAUUCUCGAUUGGGUUGCCAGGUGCAGGUGGAAGCAGAUGAUCCUGAUACGAUAGUGGUCAAAGUACCGGUACAGAAGAGAGACGCUCGGACGCUAGAGUAG
Messenger RNA from Ostertagia ostertagi, 858 nucleotides. The record is from the annotation of a GenBank genome assembly. Lineage: Eukaryota; Metazoa; Nematoda; Chromadorea; Rhabditida; Trichostrongylidae.